AUGUCGACGGUGUUGCAAGUACAGCCAUUUUCCUCGAGUCCCUUUGGUCUGCGUGAGAAGAACAUCGAGUCUUUUGCGCCUGCCUUCACCUCUGUCAAUGGCCGCCAUUCAUCGAGUCCUCCAUCCACCGAUUUGAAGUCAACCCCCUCCAUAGGAGCAGCCGCCUGGAGCCCAAGUGCCCCAAGGCCCCAGAACGGUUCCGACAGCUCCGGCAAUUCCGUCUCUCCCACCAUGACGGGCAGUGCAUCCCCUGACAGCCCAAACAAAAAGAGGCGCUCCGAGCCUCGAGAGGACGAAUAUGCUCGUCCUAGUCCAGAUCAACCGGUAGGGCCUACCAAGCAGCAGAUUGUACCCUACCAACCAGUCGCGCCACCUCAGUCUGGACAUGCAUCCAAAGAAGACACGCACCAUCGUACCCUGCCUCCCUUGGAGCGCUCCGAUAUGGAGAGACGAUGGGCCACUGAACCUCGCGACUUACCACAAAAUGGUUACCAGGACAUGCAAAGACGCGAAACUCGGCCCGCGGAACCAACCCACAAUCCUGGUCCAUCCAAUCCACCGCAUGCCCUUGUCAAGGUUAUGAGUGAUCCCCAUUAUGAGGAUGAACACGCCCGAGAAAUUGCGCGCGCUGCUGGCAUUCAAGUCGAACUUAAGAAGAGAAAGAGGCAAUUCGCCAACCGAACGAAAACUGGAUGUGGCACAUGUCGCCGACGCAAGAAGAAAUGUGAUGAAAUGAAGCCAGAGUGCAAUAAUUGCACACGAGGAGCCUUCAUUUGCGAAGGCUACGCAAACAAGAUCCCGUAUCCAAAGAACGGAACCCUGAAGCCGCCACCGCCACUACAAGCCAAGGAGAGACCAUCCGGAGAGCCUACUUCAACGUACCCCUCUUGUCCCGUCUGCAACCAGAUUCAUAUUCCACACUGUGAAAGCCCUCGCACCACGCAGGCUCCGUACUCAGCGGAAUCCCAACCCCAGUUGUCAAACGGGCAAGAUGGUGCCCGCAGUCGUCCCAUCCCCAUCGAGGACGAGCGUCAACUACCAAAAUCAAGCACCUGGACGGGCAAUGGCUGGAGUGAAAGCGCACCACCCCCACCCCCACUGAGGACUUCCUACCCCUCUGAACCACAUGCGUAUUCUCAGCCGCCUAGCAGCUCCAGUCACGAGCGCCCAACAACGCACGAGCAUUCGGUGCUCCACCACCAGCAUUCAGAGCCACCACGCCAACAACACAACUCUCGUGUGUACCACCAGACCCCGCAGAGCAUGAGUCAGGGGUUGGUCAGCACCCUGGCGCCUGUUGUACCCCCCAAGACGACGACACAUCAUCAUCAAGUGGCACAGCACGCUCGGCAGCCGCCUCCCCCACCACCACCGGUUAUAGUACCACCCACCAUUGCGCCACCUGGACCGCCACCCAGUCUGUACACGCCACAUCCUAGGAUGCACAAGUCCGAGAAAGAAAAGAUGUUGGCUGGUUUGCCAUUUCUACCCUUCGACAGGGAGCUAGUCAACGAGCGUACACAUUGUGCUGGUGCAGUGUACCAGUUCAACAGUACAGCCAAUGCUGCGGUGAGCAUUGCAAAGGAUGAGCGUGGACGUUGCUUCAAAACCAUUGUCGCUGCCCGGUGGAUACCACCACACACUACAGAGCAUCCCAUUGUCGGCCAUCUUGGCGGUAACGUACACGUUGCCGCACCAUUCCUUUGCGACUAUGGCUACAACCUGUCCAUUGCUGAGAAUGUCGUGAUUGGGUCGAAUUGCGAACUCCACGACUCCGCCAGGAUUGCCAUUGGAAUGAACACGAAGAUCGGAAAUCGUGUGAUUAUUACGACCCUGAAAACUCCGACCGACAUCAAGGCUCUCAAGGGCAGUAAUGGCACUGAGAUCGCACAAGAGGUCUUCAUUGGGAAGAAUGUAUACAUAGGUGACGGCUGUAUCAUCGAGGCUGGUGUCAGGAUUGGGGACAACGCCAUUGUCCGCCCUGGGUCUGUCGUCGUCCGAGACCUUCCUCGUGAUUGCGUCGCACAUGGAAACCCUGCCUUUGGCUGA
Plenodomus lingam JN3 is the source of this 2049-nucleotide messenger RNA. RefSeq lists its product as uncharacterized. Gene Ontology annotation, biological process: regulation of DNA-templated transcription. The record is from RefSeq and is a predicted model, not a curated record. Gene Ontology annotation, molecular function: acetyltransferase activity; DNA-binding transcription factor activity, RNA polymerase II-specific; zinc ion binding. NCBI's taxonomy places the organism in Eukaryota, Fungi, Ascomycota, Dothideomycetes, Pleosporales, Leptosphaeriaceae.